Messenger RNA from Leguminivora glycinivorella, 547 nucleotides. RefSeq names its product multifunctional methyltransferase subunit TRM112-like protein (gene Trmt112). Bases 158 to 532 code for a protein of 124 amino acids. The transcript has a single exon. Gene Ontology annotation, molecular function: protein heterodimerization activity. The record is from RefSeq and is a predicted model, not a curated record. Gene Ontology annotation, biological process: rRNA (guanine-N7)-methylation; tRNA methylation; peptidyl-glutamine methylation. Lineage: Eukaryota; Metazoa; Arthropoda; Insecta; Lepidoptera; Tortricidae.
AAUUGGCGAGGCAGAGGCAAAAAGAACAGGUGGAUUUUAAUUCAGAUUUCUUGUAUUAUUUUGUUAUAAUCAGAAUACUUAUGCCGUUGAAGUUGUCAUCGUAAUUACCGUAUUCUUCUAAAUGAAAAUAUCACUAAUCAGAACAGCGAAGUAGAAAAUGAAACUUAUAACCCACAACAUGUUAACGUCGAAGUGCUUGAAAGGUGUUACAACCGGCUAUCCACUCGCUAUAAGCGCUACAGAUAUUAAGAUUACAGAAGUUGAUUUUAAUCCAGAGUUCGUGUCGCGUGUAUUACCAAAAUUGGAUUGGCAAGUGUUAUGGAACGCAGCUGAUAGUAUAGGGCACAGUGAAGGAUUACCAAAAACACUAGAAAAUACAGAAGGAGACCAAGAAUUUUUAAAGAAAGCUCAUCGAGUCUUACUAGAGGUUGAAGUGGAAGAAGGUCACCUUACUUGUCCAGAAUCAGGCAGACAAUUCCCAAUCACAAAAGGUAUCCCUAAUAUGCUGUUGACAGAAGCUGAAGUACAAUAAAUUAUAUUAAUAUUA